Lepus europaeus (European hare) is the source of this 2558-nucleotide messenger RNA. It is a transcript of the gene ELMOD1, whose product is annotated as ELMO domain containing 1. NCBI's taxonomy places the organism in Eukaryota, Metazoa, Chordata, Mammalia, Lagomorpha, Leporidae. Gene Ontology annotation, molecular function: GTPase activator activity. The record is from RefSeq and is a predicted model, not a curated record. The transcript has 13 exons. Bases 366 to 1352 code for a protein of 328 amino acids.
CGGCCGGUGCGCCCGGGCCAGGCGGAGAUGGAGACCGCAGGGGCGCGCUCCGGGAGCCGCUGAGCCUGCUGCGGCCGCCAGGGUCCAGCUUAUACUUACUUUGACAAAGGCAAAUUAGGAAGUAACUACUUCAGCACAGUUUGUAUAGCAUCUGGACUAUCAACUCAGGCACCAUGAAGCACUUCCUGCGGGUUUCUUCAAGCAAGAAUUAACUUUCAUUAGUACAUGCAUUGAAACUGUUCAAAAUGAGCCACUUUUCUCUUACUGUUCCAAAAGAAGACAUCAAAGUAACAAAUUUAAGAUGAUGGAGUAGUGUUGCACCGCAGAGUUCUAUUGGAAGGCUGCUGUCUUUUGUUUUUCACAGAAUGUUGAUCCAGGUGUGCCUGUAUUUUUAUUGUAAAUUUUUGUGGCGCUGCCUGAAAUUUGUAAUGAGGAAGCUGACUGGAAGAUGUGAACUGCAGCGGAUCUGUUACAACACCAAGCCUGGAGCUUCCAGAACCAUGAAAAUUGAAACAUCACUGAGGGAUUCAAAAAGUAAGCUGUUGCAGACAUCAGUGAGUGUUCACCCUGAUGCUAUUGAAAAAACUAUAGAAGACAUCAUGGAACUGAAAAAAAUUAACCCUGACAUAAAUCCACAACUGGGAAUCUCGCUUCAGGCUUGCCUUCUGCAAAUCGUUGGGUACAGAAACCUCAUUGCAGAUGUGGAAAAACUGCGCAGAGAGCCCUAUGAUUCUGAUAAUCCCCAACAUGAAGAACUACUUUUGAAGUUAUGGAAAUUCUUGAAGCCCAAUACUCCAUUGGAAUCUCGGAUUUCUAAGCAGUGGUGUGAAAUUGGUUUCCAAGGUGAUGAUCCUAAAACCGAUUUUCGAGGAAUGGGACUUCUGGGCCUGUACAAUUUGCAGUAUUUUGCAGAACGGGAUGCAGCAGCAGCUCAGCAGGUCCUCUCUGACUCUCUCCAUCCAAAAUGCAGGGAUAUCACUAAGGAGGAAAUAAGCAAAUUCAGCAAAGCAGAAUGGGAGAAGAAAAGGAUGGAUAAAGCAAUUGGGUACUCAUUUGCAAUCGUGGGCAUCAAUAUAACAGACCUGGCGUACAAUCUGCUGAUCAGUGGAGCUCUGAAAACCCAUUUCUAUAACAUUGCCCCAGAGGCUCCAACAUUGUCUCACUUCCAACAAACAUUCUGCUAUUUGAUGCACGAGUUUCAUAAAUUUUGGAUUGAAGAGGACCCCAUGGACAUAAUGGAAUUCAAUCGUGUGCGGGAGAAAUUCCGCAAGAGGAUCAUAAAGCAGCUGCAAAACCCAGACAUGGCACUCUGCCCACACUUUGCUGCCUCGGAAGGUUUAAUCAACAUGUAGUCGCCCACGCUGGUUUGAAUGGAUUCCCUGGAACACUGCCUCAUUGUGUUAGGUCUCUGCCUAGGUCACAGCUCACACACUGAAUGCACACAGUGAUUAUAUGCAUGCCUUUUGGUACAGUAUUUUCAUCUCUUGGUCAUAAUUCCAAGAUCCCCAGAUACUGCUGUUUCUGGAGCAUCCACCCUCCAGUGACUGCUCAUAUUGUGGCAUUAUGCAGUGUUACAUCUUGCCUUGACACCCAGGUAUGGAGAGAGUUUUCUAUUUUUUUAGAUUGUUUUCCUCUCCCUCAUAAUUCAGCAUUACAGAAUUGUUAUUUCUCUAGCUGUAUUUUGUAUGUAAUUCGUUUAGCUGAAUCUUGUUCUGUGAAAGCCUUUUAAUUUAUUGAUAAUGUUUCAUGACUAUUGCUGCUAGCUUUUCAAGCCAGGUUCAUGCUUGGACCUCGUUCUGAUAAAAUAUAAGUCUUUAAAAUAAUACAGACAGAUACAUGAUAAACCAAACUGUUAAUGCAAACAGCCACGCUUCUCAAAAAUGUAAUGAGGCUUAGAAGAAGUAACUUUAGGUAGGAGCUGUUUUUGUUUGGAGUGACGCUGAAUUAUAUUGUAACUUACCCCCAGUUGCAAUUGUGUCAGUCAUCUAGAUAUCACAUUAUUUUAUUCCCAUAAUUUCAUGGGCGUGGGUGCCUGUAUAUGUUUAGGAUGCCUGGAGCCUCAGAUAGGAAGUCAGCAUAUAUCAAAAGUUGCAAAAGGUUUUUCACCACCUGCCUCUUGCUGAACUCUGAAUUACCCCUCUCAGCGCAGUUCAAAUCCAAGUUUUUUCCUUGGGAAACUGAGUGCUGACUGGCUUGUUUUCCAUGUGAAGGGGCAAUGUUAAGAACAAUCUGCAAGGAUAUGUGUCACAAGAGAGAAACCUAAGCUAUGUCACUCUAAUAUUUCUUGAGAAUAGCGAUCUUGUCUUGCAUCAGUGGAAGAAGUAAAUUGCUUGGAAGAAGAAAAGACAAAUCAUACUGACACUAUUAAAAAUCAUUUUAAAAGACCGUGAUUUAGUUUGGAAUUAUGAUUGUAGUCUGUUGAAUAGUAUUUACCAUGGCAUUUCAUACCCAUGGUAUUUUAUACUUUCUGACUAUCAAUUUUAGUAUAUAUUAGAUGUUUGUGGAAUCACUUGCUUACUGAAAUGAAUUUUGAGUACUGCCUGUCGGUUAUAUGAAUA